GUGUCAGGUCGUCCUCCGAAAUUUUACAUCCCCAAAUGGUUGUACUCUCCUUGUGUUAAUUUGUUACGAAAUGAUAGCUGAACCCUAACAAUCUUCAUAACCAAAUAUGAACACAAUCAUACAAUCUCCAUCUCUAGACGCUUGCAAAUCCUUUAAGCUCCUGAGAUCCAGCAGUUACCAUUACACUACACCUUCAAUACAUAAACCCAAUUAUUGCUAUCCUUGCGUUUCCUGCAGGGAUACUGGAAGUAGAAAGUUCGACAGUAGGGAGAGGGCCAAAGUACAUGGGAAGGGGAAGGAAAAUGUGUGGAGUAUUGACAACGAAAUGGCAAAGACGGACAAGGAAAGAGAUAAGCCGAGGAGGGGGAGGAGAAAAAGAGGUGGAAAGAGGAUGAGAAAUGUUACUAGGAAAAACAAAGGUGAUAGAGUUAUGAUAUCUAGUGCUAUGUUAAUGGAAGUCGAAACUGUUUUACAGACGCAGGAACCUGUUAUCUUACCUGCAUGGAAUACAUUUAUCAGUAGUGUCAGUGGGAUAUGGAAGGGAGUUGGAGCUGUUUUUUCUCCCAUCACGGCAGAGAUGGAGCCUAUUGAGAUUGGCAACAAGAAUGAACACCUCUUUGACUGCUAUACUCUCUCUCGUAUUGAUAUAGAGUCAUCAGCUUCUGCCAGUCAAAGAUCUCUAAUUCGAAGGAAAGUAAAUUGGGUAACAGUGAAUCCACACGGGGAAGUUCCAGAAUCGAAUGGGGAUGACAAUAGAAGCCUAGAGAACUUCACAGAUGCAGCAUUGUCCUUCGAUAUACAUGAUACACCUGAUAGAAAAUCAAGAAAUUUGCCUAAGUUUGAAUCUUUUGACUUUGGAAAGACUGAUAUUAUGGAGGAAGACAUUAUGGGAAUGGAACCUGGUCUUGUAUUCUUUGAGGAUGGAUCUUACUCAAGAGGCCCAGUUGAUAUCCCAGUUGGUGAAUCGGAUGAGUCUAACUAUUACCUCUCACCAACUUUUAAGUUCGAGCAAUGUCUGGUAAAAGGUUGUCACAAGAGACUCCGCAUGGUGCACACAAUAGAGUUCAAUAAUGGGGGUUCAGACAUCCAAAUAUUGAGGGUUGCUAUGUAUGAAGAGCAGUGGGUUAGUACUGCUAAUCUAGCUGACCAAAGUGACAUGGAGCUGGACGUGAAGCCCUUUUCUCAAAGAAGAAGAAUCCAACCAUCAGAGCUGACUGGAUCUUGGAAAGUGUUUGAGGUGAGUGCAACACCUAUCUACGGUGAGGACAACACAACGGAAACAACUCAUGGCAUGCCAUAUGUUUACCUAUGCACGGAAAACCUGAAGAAGAGAAGCCUCCCAGAAAAUCCAGUGUACUUUGGAGAAGAGGAAUUGUUAGACAUGCAGGAUGCAACUGUUCUCUGGCUACCAGGAGGCGUUACGAGUUAUGUUGAUGUGAACAAGGAUGGGACUCUAUGUAUAGGAGUUGGGUGGUAUUCAGAUGAAGGAGUGAACCUUGUUAUGGAAAGAGAUUAUGAAGCGGAUGGCAAACUGAAAGAGGUUCGAUCGAAGUCAGAGAUGAAGAGAAGAUGGACUAAUCCGCCACCCAUGUAAAUUCUCUUCACCCCUUUUCUUUCUUUUAAGUUUUGAAUCCAUGUUGACAUAAAUGGAAUUCAAAUUUUAUGCAUUGACAACCAAAACAAAAAAGUUACUUAUUCCUUAAAAAAAUAUGAACAAGGAAAUAAACAGAAAUGAAAUGGAACAUAAAAAAAAGGAAAUCGAAUUCAUAUAUAGCACUGCCUCUCUCCUAGCCCAUGAAUACAAACAAGGCAAGUGAAAAUCCAAAAACCAUUUUGCUCAUAGUGCCAAAUGUACCAGAGGCAGCAUUAUGUGGCAUAGACUUUGUGCCAUAGGGAGUUGCAGGUGUUGUGGCAGAGGAAGUUCCUUCAACUUUGAUUGCCAAUUUCAUGCCAGUGUCACAGUGAUUAAGUGUAGGACAAACAAAAUACAUGUCACCUGCACUUGAGAGGGGUAUGCUAUUCUGUCCACCAGUAUAAGAUAGGAGAGCAUUUCCAGUGUUGCAAUUGUCAUAAUCAUCUUUACUUACUACGUUCACGCCAUGACUUCCACCAUAGUUAAACACUGCCAAAGCCCAAACAUAUCUUGUUACUAUUUUAAUAUAUCACAUCCAUAUCCUAUUCUACAAUUUCACAUGUAUGUCAGACACGGCUUUAGAAAGCAAGGAAGCUUAAAAGCUUAUGCACAAUAUAAUAUUUUGAUGAA
This is a messenger RNA of Solanum pennellii, 2263 nucleotides long. RefSeq lists its product as uncharacterized. The transcript has 5 exons. Bases 107 to 1594 code for a protein of 495 amino acids. The record is from RefSeq and is a predicted model, not a curated record. NCBI's taxonomy places the organism in Eukaryota, Viridiplantae, Streptophyta, Magnoliopsida, Solanales, Solanaceae.